AUGUGCCAGUACCUCGCCAACGGCGGCCUCGGCGCGCCCCUGGACAACGCGGACGGCGUGUUCGCCGACGAGGGCUGGUACGCCACCGACCACUUCGGCCUCGACGUCAUCUUCCACGCCCGCGUCCGGCAGUACGACUGCCUCACCGACGACUCCUCCCGCGCCGCCGCCGUCUUCGUGCCGUUCUACGCUGGGUUUGACGUCGUGCGGAACCUGUGGAGCAACAACGCCACGACCAAGGACGCCGCGGCGGUCGAGCUCGUCGACUGGCUGACGCGGCGGCCCGAGUGGCGCGCCAUGGGCGGGCGCGACCACUUCUUCAUGUCCGGGAGGACGGCGUGGGACCACCAGCGGCAGACGGACAGCGACUCGGAGUGGGGCAACAAGCUGCUCCGUUUGCCGGCGGUGUGGAACAUGACGGUGCUGUUCGUGGAGAAGGUGCCGUGGACGGACUUCGACUUCGCCGUGCCGUACCCGACCUACUUCCACCCGGCCAAGGACGCGGACGUCCUCCAGUGGCAGCAGCGGAUGCGAGGCAUGAAGCGGGACUACCUCUUCUCCUUCGCCGGCGGCGAGCGUCCCGGAGACCCGAACUCCAUCCGGCACCACCUCAUCCGGGAGUGCGGCGCCUCCAGCUUCUGCAACCUGGUGCAGUGCCGGAAGAGCGAGAAGAACUGCCUCGUGCCCAGCACCUUCAUGCGCGUCUUCCAAGGGGCGCGCUUCUGCCUGCAGCCGCCGGGCGACACGUACACGCGGCGGUCGGCGUUCGACGCCAUCCUCGCCGGCUGCGUGCCGGUGUUCUUCCACCCGGACUCCGCGUACAGGCAGUACAGGUGGCACCUCCCCGACGACCGCGACUCCUACUCCGUGUUCAUCUCCGAGGAGGAUGUGCGCAGCGGCAACGCCAGCAGCGUGGAGGAGACGCUCCGGCGGAUCCCGCAGGAGGUGGCGGAGCGGCUGACGGAGACGGUGAUCGGGCUGAUACCGCGGCUGGUGUACGCGGACCCGCGGUCGAAGCUGGAGACGCUCAGGGACGCCGUGGAUGUCACCGUGGAGGCGGUCAUCGACAGGGUCAGCAAGCUGAGGAAGGAGAUGGGUCACGGCGAUCUGACGCAAACGGCGACAAAGGUUUCUAGCAAAGUCAUGGCAGAUAAUUAG
This is a messenger RNA of Triticum turgidum subsp. durum (durum wheat), 1158 nucleotides long. The record is from the annotation of a GenBank genome assembly. Lineage: Eukaryota; Viridiplantae; Streptophyta; Magnoliopsida; Poales; Poaceae.